This is a messenger RNA of Lemur catta (Ring-tailed lemur), 4349 nucleotides long. RefSeq names its product zinc finger protein 35 (gene ZNF35). The transcript is spliced from 4 exons. The coding region runs from base 1898 to 3481 and encodes 527 amino acids. The record is from RefSeq and is a predicted model, not a curated record. Lineage: Eukaryota; Metazoa; Chordata; Mammalia; Primates; Lemuridae.
UAUAUCCAACAAAGAAUUUGUAUCUAGACUGCAGAAAGAACUCUCAAAACUUAACAGUUAAGAAAUAAAUCCAGUUAGAAAAUGAGCAAAAGACAUGAACAGACAUUUUACCGAAGUAUAGAUGGCAAAUAAGCAAAUGAAAAGAUGUUUAAUGUCAUUAGUCAUUAGGGAAAUGCAAAUUAAAAUCAUGAAUUACCACUAUGUACCUAUCAGAGUACCUAAAGUAUAAAUAAUAGCAGUAACACCAAUGCUGACAAGGAUGUGGAGAAACUGGAUUGCUGGGAAUGUAAAAUAGUAUAGCCACUCUGGAAAAUAGUUUGGCAGUUUCUUAUAAAAUCAAGCAUGUACAUAUCUUAUGCCUCAGUAAUUAUAUUCCUGAGCAUUUAUCACAGAGAAAUGAAGGCUUAAGGUCACACAAAAACUGUACAUGGAUGUUCAUAGCAGCUUCAUUUGUAAUAGUCAAAAUUUGUAGGCAACCCAAAUAUCUUUCACUAGGUGGUUUUAAACACACUGGUAUAUCUAUACCAUGGAAUACUUAUUACUCUGCAAUAAAAUGUAAUGACUUGUUGAUAGCCAUAACUCCUUGAAUAAAUUUCAAGGGAAUUAAUGCUGAGUGAAAAUACCAGUCUCAAAAGGUCAUAUACUUUAUGAGUCCAUUUAUACAACAUUCUCAAAAUGACAAAACUGUAGAAGUGAAAACUGGGAUUAGUGGUUGCCAGAGGUUAGGGAUGGUGGGAGGGAGAAGGGGGAGAGGGUUGGAUGUAACUAUAUUAAAGAGGUAGCACCAGGGAAGUCUUUGUGGUGAUGGAACACUUGUGUAUUUUGAUUGUGGUGGUGGUUAUGCAUAUCUACACGUUUUAAAAAUAACAUAAAAGUAUACACACACACUACCAAUGUUGAUAUCCUGGUAUUGAUAAGUAUAAUUAUGUCAGAUGUAACCAUUGGGGGAAACGGGUGAAAGCUACUAUCUUUGCAACUUCCUGUGAAUCUAUCAUUUCAAAAUAAAAGGAAAAAAAGCCCAAAACUAAAGAGCCAUAACCAAAUACAGUGUGUGAAACUGAUUUGGGAAGAAAAAUAAUGAAAAUAUAUGUUAGGACAAUAGAAGAAAUCUGAAUAUGACUGGAUAUUAGAUGGUAGUAGAGAAUUACUGUUAAUUUUCUUACCUGUGAUGAUGGUGUUAGUUUGAACAAUAUUCUCAUUUUUAAAGGAUGCAUGUUGAAGUAUUUGGAAUGAAGUGUUCUGGUAUUACAACUUUUAAAAAAUGCUUUUAAGUAUGUAUAAAGAAAUAAGGCAAACACAGCAGAAUGUUAAUUGCUGCGUCCAGAUGGAGGAUAAUGGGUAUUCAAUGUACCAUGCUUUCAACUUUUCUGUAUCGUUUGAUAUUUUUGAAAUAAAACGUUUGGGGGGAAAUUAUCAGGGCUUUCUACAGAUUAAUGCUUUGUAGCGUCAGGCUUCCAGUCGCGCCUCGCCUGAGUGCCCUGCCCAGCCAGGGGAUGCGCCCCUCCCCGAGGCACAGAGCCUCUACCCGCACGGUCCUUCUAAGCGCUUCUGCCCCAUCCCUGGUCCGGCUUGACUUUGGACAUCCAUCGAGAAGAAAGCACCUCCGAGAUUCCUAGAGAGGCCAGUCUGGCGACUUGGGGAGCCGGAAGCCCAUCCCGAGGCACUUCCUGUCCGGUCAUUGUUCUCGCGCCGGUUGGAGCAGGGGUCACGGUCCGCCAGCCUCCUGCUCCAGAGCUGGUGAACUCGGGCCUGGCCUCUCUGCUGCGCACGUAGACAAUACUCAUCUUGGCCCUGGGAAGAAACUUAAGAAGAUGCUUUUGAAACUUAAAGAUUAGAUGGGGCUUGAUCUCUGCUGGGCAACUGCCAGCUAUAGGAGUUCCUCUGCUGAGCUGGAAAGAUGACUGCAGAAUUAAGAGAAGCCAUGGCCCUAGCCCCUUGGGGCCCAGUGAAGGUGAAAAAGGAGGAGGAAGAGGAGGACAACUUCCUAGGUCAGGCAUCCAACCAAGAAAUGCACUCUGAGAACAUUACCAUCUGGGCCCCAGAGGAGGGUCUUCAGACAGGCCUUGAUGUAUCAGAAGAGGAGGAAAAGGGUCAGAACAUGUUCUGGGACAUGGCGGUAGUCCUGAAAGCAACACAGGAGGCACCUGCUGCUCCACCCCUUGGCAGCUACUCAAUACCAGGGACCCUGGCCAAGAGCGAGAUACUGGAGACUCAUGGAAACAUGAACUUUCUAGGUGCUGACACCAAGAACCUACAGUUACUUGUUCCAAAAACUGAGAUAUGUGAUGAAGCUGAAAAACCACUUAUAAUAUCAGGAAGAAUCCAGAAAACUGACCCUCAAGGACCUGAAUUAGGACAAGCCUGUGAAAAAGGAAACAUGUUACAGGGGCAGAGAAUAAAGAAGGAAAAGAAAGAUUUCAGACAAGUGACAGUGAAUGACUGUCACUUACCUGAAGGCUUCAAAAAAGAGGAAGACCAGAAAUGUAAGCAAUCUGGGGGAAAGUAUAGCCUUAAUUCUGGCACUGUUAAAAAUCAGAAAAUACAGUCUGGGCAAAAACCUUUUACAUGUAGUGUGUGUGGGAAAGGCUUUAGUCAGAGUGCAAACCUUGUUGUGCAUCAGCGAAUCCACACUGGGGAGAAACCGUUUGAAUGUCAUGAGUGUGGGAAGGCCUUCAUUCAGAGUGCAAACCUCGUUGUACAUCAGAGAAUCCACACUGGACUGAAACCUUAUGUUUGCUCAAAAUGUGGGAAAGCCUUCACUCAGAGUUCAAAUCUGACUGUACAUCAAAAAAUCCACUCCUUAGAAAAAACCUUCAAGUGCAGUGAAUGUGAGAAAGCCUUUAGUUAUAGCUCACAGCUUGCUCGGCACCAGAAAGUCCACAUUACAGAAAAAUGCUAUGAAUGUAAUGAGUGUGGGAAGACAUUUACUCGGAGCUCUAACCUCAUUGUCCACCAGAGGAUCCACACUGGGGAGAAGCCUUUUGCCUGUAACGAUUGUGGCAAAGCCUUUACCCAGAGUGCAAAUCUUAUUGUACAUCAGCGAAGCCAUACUGGUGAGAAGCCAUACGAGUGUAAAGAGUGUGGGAAAGCCUUUAGUUGUUUUUCACACCUUAUAGUGCACCAGCGAAUUCACACUGCGGAGAAACCUUACGACUGCAGUGAAUGUGGGAAAGCCUUCAGUCAGCUCUCUUGCCUUAUUGUCCACCAGAGAAUUCACAGUGGAGAUCUUCCUUAUGUGUGUAAUGAGUGUGGGAAGGCCUUCACGUGUAGCUCAUACCUACUUAUUCAUCAGAGAAUCCAUAAUGGGGAAAAACCUUACACGUGUAAUGAGUGUGGCAAGGCCUUCAGGCAGCGGUCGAGCCUCACUGUGCACCAGAGAACCCACACGGGAGAGAAGCCCUAUGAGUGUGAGAAGUGUGGUGCAGCUUUCAUUUCUAACUCACACCUCAUGCGACACCACAGAACCCAUCUUGUUGAGUAGCAAGUAAAGGAAAAGGAAGACCUCCAGCGUUGGUCAUGACUUAUUGUCGCCCAAAUUAGACACCUCUUUGCGUUUUCUUCCUUUGUAAAAACAAGGCCUAUGUCCUUAAAAGUUACAGUUUUCAGAAAUGCAGCACAAAACACAAGACAAGUAUUUCAAAGGCUAAUUUAAAGAAAAUGAAAACUAAGCACCUAAAGACAAGGACUUUGUUUUACCUGUACCCUCAGCAGCAUGUUUUCUGAAAUGGAAUGUGGCUUUCUUAGGAAAGAGUCAUACAAAACUAAGUGAUAAAGAUCCUAUUUGAGGAAAGGUCUAUUUUGCUGAAUUUUGUUUUUUAAAACUCUGGUACUUGCUUGAGCAAUAGGCAGGUUAUCUGCCGGUUGAAUUCUGGAGCUUUGAACCCUGUCUUUUAGUAUUUUGGUGACUAGUUAAGGAAACCACUUGGGGUAGCAAUUCAAUGACAGCUGGCCUAUGAACAUUAAUAAGCUUUCCCUUCUCUAGGUAAUUUUUAAAAAGCCAAUCAAAACAAACAAACAAAAAACAAAACUAUUAAGUGUCUACUGCUCCUAAAAUGGACAGAAAUAGGAAAUGGCCUUUUUCCUUAUUGUCUAUACCUCCUGAACCUUGGUAUUGUAAAGCUCUGGAGACCUCUGACGAGUCUGUUCUGACCACUCCCCGGCCUGCAUGGCCAAGCACUGAAGGAUUGAUGGAGACACCACACACCAGCUAUAUUCAUUUGCUGAGAUUGACAACUCUCCAAACUCAACCCCCUAAUUCCCAUCACAUUCCAUUUGGGUGAGAUGCAACUAACAGUCCCCUUCCUGGAUAGAGGAGUCAAAGAAUAAAGCUUGCCUAGAGGCAUGCCCAA